CUCAUCUGAGGUUCUGUCUACAGCAUCUGUGUUUUUGACAGCACAGACAUGCCAGCAGCAACUAUGUCCAAGGGCAAAGCUCCAGCUGGCAUUUACCCACCAAUAGCACAGAUUAACCCUGCUGCAGACCCCCGAAGAAUGCGCAGGAUUAUAGCUGAAGAUCCAGAGUGGUCUCUAGCUGUGGUGCCCUUGCUUACAAACCUGUGUCUUCAACACAUAGUGAAACAUUUUGAAGAAAGGCCUAUUCUGGAUGAGCUCCUGCCUGAUCAGAAGGCGUUUGUCCUGGAGAAACUUCCUCAAUCUCUGCCUCUGAGUGUAACAGCCAACCUGAUCAGCGAAGAGUGUUACUGGAAACGCUGCUGCGAGGGCCGCUGGGCCGUAAGCGAUGUCUCUGAAUAUGGCCACAGCUGGAAGCGCAUGUUCUUUGAGCGUCAUCUGGAGAACAUCAUUGAACUUUUCAUUCCAGACGUAACUGACCCCAAAGCAGUGCUGGACGUUGUGCCAUUCUGUCAAAACUACGUGAGGAGGUUGAAGAUAUCUCAGCUUCUUCCACCUAUAAAAGAACCGCCAAAGUUUGAUGAAGAUGAUGCUUCAGACUCUGCCAGCGAUGUGGGCAACGACAGGCCAUCCAUGGAUCACUUUGACUUCAGAAUCCUGCUGGACAAACUGACGAACUUGGAGGAACUGCAGCUGGUUUAUGGGGUUAAAGGGUGUGGCAUGAACUUCGAAUGGAAUCUGUUUGAGUUUACUUUCCGUGACUGCGAAUUCCUGGCCAAAGCUCUGAAAUCCUGCAAGUCUUUGAAGGUUCUCAGAAUCAAUCAGAGUAAAGUGGAUGAUGAGAAGUGUCGGACGCUCGUGAGUUACCUGCUGGACCAUCCCUCUCUGCUGGAGCUCGACCUCUCGCACAACCUCAUUGGCGACAGAGGAGCCAGAGCCAUCGGCAAGCUCCUGAACCGCAGCCGUCUGGAGUGGCUUGACAUUUACGACAACCAGAUCCAGGGUUCAGGAGCCCAGGCUUUAGCCCACGCUCUUUCCAAAAACACCUCCCUACUAUACUUCAACUUGAGACUUAACCGGCUGGGGGAUGAAGGUGGCCAGGCUGUGGCCCAGGCCCUACUGAAGAACAGCACCCUGCAGAACCUUAAUCUGGGAGCCAACGAGCUGACGGAGCCCACAGCGACAGCACUGUCCCAUGCUUUAGUGCAAAACUCAACACUGAGGAGCCUCAACUUGUCCUGCAACAGACUAGGAGUGGAUGGAGGGAAGGUGCUGGAGGAGGGAAUGUCUCACAACAGCAGCCUGCUGGAGUGUGAUAUCCGCCUCACUGAUGUUGGGCUGGAGAGUGAGUACUGCAUCGGACAGGUCCUGCGCACCAACCAGGCUAAAGCCCGCCGCAAACGCACGCAGGACCUCGCUGCCUCCAAAUGA
Messenger RNA from Colossoma macropomum (tambaqui), 1428 nucleotides. It is a transcript of the gene drc5, whose product is annotated as t-complex-associated-testis-expressed 1. NCBI's taxonomy places the organism in Eukaryota, Metazoa, Chordata, Actinopteri, Characiformes, Serrasalmidae. Gene Ontology annotation, molecular function: protein binding. The record is from RefSeq and is a predicted model, not a curated record.